This is a messenger RNA of Pimephales promelas (fathead minnow), 944 nucleotides long. NCBI's taxonomy places the organism in Eukaryota, Metazoa, Chordata, Actinopteri, Cypriniformes, Leuciscidae. The record is from RefSeq and is a predicted model, not a curated record.
UUCAGAAGCUGGGCUUGCAUCGUUCUUCCAGUCCGCUAGAGGCGUCAAAGAACAGAAACACCCUUCAGAACUCGCCUCUGAAAGUCAACGACACAGAAGGGAACGAGGAAGUGUUGCAGAAUAUUUAUUUCUCUACUAAACUCAUAUUUUCAUCUAUUGUAUGUUCGGUGGUUGCGAUGGAAACCCCUGAGCCCGGCCAGGCAGAUGGAGAGGAGCGUAUGAUGGACCUGAGACCCAGGACCCGGUCCAAUCCGGAGGGUGCGGAGGACCGGCGCAGCAGCACUGGAAGUCUGAACAACAGUAGCCUGGCCUCCCCCCCGCAGCCGGCCGUGGGCAGCCGUGUAGAGGGUGAGGGAGAGGCGGCCAGCUCCGAUAGCCCACCAAUAUCUGCCACCACCAUCCCAGCCGCUGCCCCUGCCACUGCCCCUGCCCCUGCCCCUGUAGCGGCGACAGGAAUCAGCACAGUCAGUAUGCCUACGCUGGCUUCUGCAGUGAAGGAAAGGCCUAAACCCCCUCAGCCAUCCAUGGCCGCCCAGAUCCCGCCAUCAGCAGAGUUACACCUGCGGGCACCACGGGUCAACUGCCCCGAGAAAGUCAUCAUCUGUUUGGACCUUUCAGAGGAGAUGUCUCUACCAAAACUGGAGUCCUUCAAUGGAUCCAAGACAAACGCCUUAAAUAUUUCACAGAAAAUGAUUGAGAUGUUUGUGAGAACCAAGCACAAGAUUGACAAAAGGCAUGAGUUUGCUCUGGUGGUGGUGAACGAUGAUGCCAUGUGGUUAUCGGGCUUCACCUCUGACCCGCGAGAGCUGUGCAGCUGUCUGUACGACCUGGACACCAACGUCUGCGAGUCCUUCAAUCUGGAAGAUUUCCUCAAUGUCAUUUUGCAGAAAAAUCGAACUUCCUCAGAUGGAGAACAUCCAGACCAUCCCGCCUCCUUUUUGUAG